This is a messenger RNA of Gossypium arboreum, 1816 nucleotides long. RefSeq names its product photosystem I assembly protein Ycf4-like. Bases 1050 to 1694 code for a protein of 214 amino acids. Gene Ontology annotation, cellular component: membrane; photosystem I; thylakoid. The record is from RefSeq and is a predicted model, not a curated record. The transcript has a single exon. Gene Ontology annotation, biological process: photosynthesis. Lineage: Eukaryota; Viridiplantae; Streptophyta; Magnoliopsida; Malvales; Malvaceae.
UAUUAUUAUCAUUAUCCGAUAUUACUAAUGAGUAAACCUCUAGCAACAAGAUAAAAAGCGAAUUUUUCCUUCUGUGAAAUGAAAUUCGAAUUUGGAGAGACAAAUAAAACGAAUUUUAUCCUCCUCUAUUGCGUAUGUAUAUAGAAUUUAAAUAGAGAAAAAAUAGAAUAGAAAUAUAGAGUUUUGCAUCUUUCUAUAUCUCCCGAAAAUUCUAUUUUUACUAAUAAUCCCUGUUCUUGGAUCGGAUUCUAACGAAUCGAAUCUUUCGACAAUUUGUAAUAAACUCUUUCUUUAUUAAAUUCAAAAAUGCAAAUUAGAAGACAAGAACAAUAGAAUAAUAAGAAAAGUAAGAAUAAAGUAAGAUAAUAAAGAAAGUGGAUUAUCUUAUCAUAUACAUCUAUUUUAUUUGAUUUAAAAAGAUGGGCAAGUCCUUUUAUUUAAUUCUACAUUCCUUGCACUUAUUAGAUAUCUAUUAGAUAUAUAGAUUCGCUUAGAUAUACUUAGUAUUUAGAUAUAAUUAGUAUAAUAUACGAAUUAUAAUAUAAUCGUUAUAAGAUAUAUUUCUAACUAAACAAUAUAACAAUAACAGGUACAAAUAUUAAAUUGAGGUACCCAUUUUAUGACAACUUUCAGCAGUUUUCCCUCUAUUUUUGUGCCUUUAGUAGGCCUAGUAUUUCCGGCAAUUGCAAUGGCUUCUUUAUCUUUGUAUGUUCAAAAAACUAAGAUUUUUUAGAUUCGAUGGGGCCAAGACCAAAUCUUAUCUAUUUUUUUUCAAGACUUAGAUGUCAUGGAUACCUAUUUAGUAGAAUAUUGUAUAACAUCCGGCUUACCCGAACCGAACAUAAAUGAAAAAGCCCCUCUUAUGCAUACGUAAACAUGGUAUAGGGUUAAAUGAAUUAUAGCAAGUGGAUCGGUACCGAACGGAUGUAUGAAAUUAAAGUCUAUAUAUCUAGUAGAUCCGUAUAGGCGAUCAUAUAAAGGGGAUGAUUUUAGAUCGAAGCAAUUUGAUGAAUUCCUUCUAAAAGUUCAUAUCAAAAUAGUACUAGUUGAUGAGAGUUACUUCGGAAACAAAAAAAGUAAAGUCGAAUUUUUUUGGUUAUUCUCUCAAUUCGAAUAAAAUGCAACUGGAUCUAGUAUGUAUGAGUUGGCGAUCAGAAUCUAUAUGGAUAGAAUUUAUAGUGGGAUCUCGAAAAACAAGCAAUUUUUGCUGGGCCUUUAUCCUUUUUUUUGGUUCAUUAGGGUUUUUAUUAGUUGGAACUUCUAGUUAUCUUGGUAGGAAUUUGAUAUCUUUAUUUCCGUCUCAGCAAAUAGUUUUUUUUCCACAAGGAAUCGUGAUGUCUUUCUAUGGGAUCGCAGGCCUCUUUAUUAGUUCCUAUUUGUGGUGCACAAUUUUUUGGAAUGUAGGCAGUGGUUAUGAUCGAUUCGAUAGAAAGGAGGGAAUAGUCUGUAUUUUUCGUUGGGGUUUUCCUGGAAAAAAUCGUCGCAUCUUUCUACGAUUCCUUAUGAAAGAUAUUCAGUCCAUCAGAAUAGAAGUUAAAGAGGGUAUUUAUGCUCGUCGUGUCCUUUAUAUGGAAAUCAGAGGCCAGGGGGCCGUUCCCUUGACUCGUACUGAUGAGAAUUUGACUCCGCGCGAAAUUGAACAAAAAGCUGCUGAAUUGGCCUAUUUUUUGCGUGUACCGAUUGAAGUCUUUUGAAAUGAAUUGCAGAAUAAAAGCUUUCUCGCCGGGAGGAAAAAGCUCAAUCCAAGAAUCCUCUUUUUUCUAUAGCAGAACUAAACUGAAGUUUCUUCAGAAUGCCCAUUCAAACCAAAGCGGAC